AAACAAGAUAAAAAUCUAGCUAAUAAUUAAAAGUUAAAGGUUAUAUUGUUUGAAGGAGCUAUAAAAUAUGGAUAACAUCGAAUUAUUGUUCUUCGACACAUUUUCUCACGAUAUUUCAGAGGAAUUAAAUUUGGAUUUAGUGCAAUUUCCUAAACCUGUUUACAUUAGUGAAGUAAGAAUAAUUCCAUUGGGUGCACGAGUGCAGGCAGAUUUUCCAGGAGGAGUGCGACUUGGAGCGACCAACCCUUCUCAAUUUGAGAUCGAAUUUUUCGUAAACGAUCUUAGUAAACCCGGAGCUUCCACUUUUGAAUUUUUGGGUGCUCUAGAAUACAAACAGAACAUUCACAUUCAAUUGGAAUGUGAGCGGAAACAAAUACCAACGGAUGGAUUAGUACUGAGAGGAUGGUACACCACUAUAACACUGGCAGUGUAUGGUACUCUAACUAAAUCAUUAAACAAUCCUCAGGAGGUGAUUAAUUCGACAGCUGGUUCUACUGCUUGUGUCAGUGCUCUUGAGGAAAAUCCGGAAAGUAUUACCCAAGUAUCUUCAGAACAGCAAUCUAACUGGUAUUACGAGAAUCAGCACCAGACAAAUUCAGCAGAAACAUGUGUAACCUCGACUCCGCCACCACCGGUUCAGCCAAUUCAAGUAGUGGAACCGUCCAGAACAUCUGCUUCGGACACCGCAAAAACAGAAUCGGCGCAAUGGGAAGAAGAGACGUCCAGUGUAGGCGAAAAGUCUUCAAAGCGACCUGUGUCUCCCCCUACAGAGUCCUUGAUUUCUCUGAGUCCCGAAUCUAUUUCUGCCGAAGAAGAAGACGCGGAGCAACAGGAAGCUGGCGAACCGGAAACUGGCGAGCCCUUCGAGCCUAUAUUAUCGGAUGAGGAUAUAAUGACUGACGACGUUCCAUCUACUGCUGAAUUCGAGUGUGAAUCUUCGCAGAUUGACGAGAUCUACACGCUGAUGCCGCCUGAUCUGUUAAGCUUGGAGAAACUGGAGAAUUUGGAGGACACACACGUGAAUCGUGAAGUUCCGUUGAAAAUCCGAGAGAUCCUUCAAUCUCUGUCUAAGUCAGUCUCGCAUUUCCACAACGCGUCCGGCCAAGAGAAAGAAACGUUUGUACACAAUUGCGAAACUCUGUGUGCCACAUUGGCUCCAUUCGACUGCAACGAGGACGAUGUGAACGACCUGAUUAGUAUUAUCAAUGCUGGCUUGGACAUGGAGCUCGCCAGAGCUCAGCCGCAACCGGCGUAUAAGAUGCGUCACGUGAAAGUGGGAGUUCGCUUAGCGGAGGCUUUCUGCCGAUUAUCGAAGGGUCCGGAAAUUCUGCUGAAAGUCGAAGCCCCGUCCAAAUUGCUUGCUCUCUGCAUGCGCGAGAACGUGGCGCUACCGGUGAAACUUUCCGCUCUGAGAGCUCUUGACGCUGCGCUAAUCAGUCCGCUAAUCGUGGAAGAAUUUCUGAGCACGCGCAACCACCUGUACAGAAACGCGCUAACAAUGUUGGAUUCAACGAAGCUGGUCAGACUGAAGUACGCUCUCAGCUCGCUUCUCCGCAAGGUUCACGUGUACGAAUAUCUGGAAGAGAUGAAGGAAUUCGACGAAUUUGGUCUCUCGGAAUUGAUGAACGCUUACAUAUGCGCUCCGACGUUGAUGGCGCAGCCCAAACGUCAGCUUCCGGCAUGCGCGCAGAUGGAAUUCGAGAGAGAGCACGCUCGCAAUCCUCGCGCUCACCUCGUGGCUUAUUUCGAGCAUCACAAGUUGAUUCAUCACCUUCUGUUAACGUUGACUUCCUCCAAUUGCGACUUGAAGGUGGUCAAAUUAAUUCGCCGCUUUCUACUGCGUCUCUCUGACACGAAGGAGGGCCUGUUUUAUCUGCUGAAAGAAGCCGAAGUAGUGCGGCUGAUACUGAAAGCCUUGAAAUACGAACUACCCGGGGCCGGUUGCGUUCUAGCGUGGCGCCUUCAAGUCGCACAGUGUCUAAUUUGCUUGAAGCAGACUUCCGACUGGACGAUUCUCAAGAGAUUGCACUCCUUUCUCGUCUUUCCCGACGGUCUGCACGCCAUUCUCACAGUUCUGCCUCUGUGCGAUUUCAUAGACAUUUUAAUUCCUUUUCUGUCGGAUCCUAAUCUGUGCGAGUUCGCCGCGGAAAUUAUCUCCGCCAUCGUUCGUUAUUCCGACAAAGUCGAGAUCCUGCAAAAUCGCGCGGAAUUUAUACUGGAAAAGGCUCGCGAGCACGCCGUUCUCAGAGAUGUGACAUCGUACUUGACGACCGCGGCUCAGGCUACUCAUUGGGAUUACAGCGACGUUUCCCUGUUGGUGGGGAUUAUCAGGAAGAGCGUGGAGAAGGCGGCAACGCUACCCGGCCAGCUGAUCAUCGCGUGCCGCAUUCUACAUUACCUAAUCUUUCCAUCCAACAACGACGUCGAUCCCUUGGAGCCCUACGUCGAACUCAAGUACCGGAACGCCUUGACUCAGCUGUUCGCCGCUGACGGCCUCACCCCGCUGGUCGCCGUAAUGGCGAAUGUGUCCGAUUUCUACGAACAGCCGUUCCUUCAUCGCGUGGCCUUGACGGGCCGUAGAGGUAUGGCGUUAGUCGCCCUCUUGCUUCCCUGCACGAGACUGACGAGAGCGCUGCUCGAACGACUCGUCAAAUGCAUGGCGACGGACUUCAAGGAUCUCACGGCUGUCGUACCGCUGCUCGGAGUCUACUCCUUGAUCGAGGCCAUUCCGCCUAAUCCGAUGGUGCAGGCUCUGUCUGAGGAAAUCGUGGGUACGUUGCUGGUGUUCACUCAAGCCGUCGAUUCCGACGGUUCUGGCAACGUCGCGAAAUCGCUGUGGACUCAGAUGCUCGGCGAAGUCCUGAAGAUGGUGGCCCUUCGGCCCUGCAACUUCAUGCCGGGUCUGAAGCUGCUGACUCGCUUACUGCCGCCCGUUCUGACGUUCAAAGAAACCGCCGCCGAGGACGCCGCGAGGAUUCUCGGUCUGAGGAAACUCUGGUCGGCGCAUCUUCAGGCGCAGGCCGUAAACCUCACGGAGACCCUCCGGCUGCUCUGCGCCAGUUGGAAUCGCGAUGUAUUGCUCCUCUUAUCGAUGGUUUGCAAGCAGCUGAGCGACCUGGCGGCACCGACGGCUCUUCUAGUCGGAAGAUGCCUCUGCGGCAUCCUGGCGGCCACUCCUCUCGAAAACAACGUUCCUGUCCUCGCUUUAGUCAGCGAUCUGGCCAGACACGCUCCUAUGAAGGCCACCCUGCUGACCUUGACCAGUCCGGCGUCUAGAGCGCAGGUGAAAUCCGAUCAAAAGUAUCCGCCAGUCAUUGAAAUGAUGUGCUCCACGUUGAAGAGUAGCAGCAACAUCCACGUGCAGUACGAGAUCCUGAAAAUCCUCGAGACUUUGUGCGAUUGUAAUCUUAGUCUGGUGCAGGAGGAGGAGAACGAACCCUUCGAAAAGAGACUGACGCAUUCGGUGCCCAGCAAGGAACCUCUUCUCUCCAUUCUCGCCGCUCUAAUCGAAAUUCUGGCAGCCAGCACGAAAUUCCAAUCGGACGUGAUAGAAAGCACACUGCACAUUCUUUUAUCCUUAAUCAGUCACAACUACGGACUGUAUCACGUGAAGAGUUGCCUGGAGAACAAUCCCGGUGCCUUGCGCGCGCUGCUGGAUCACGUGUCCACCCUGGAAGAGCCUGAAACGAACUCCGUGGUAGAUUUGACCGUGACCUUCUUGGAGAAUCUGAUCGCUUCCGACUCGGAGAGGAGAUCCUUGCACCUGCGCGCGCAACAAUUGGCGUCUUUGAUCUCGUGGGAGAAAAGCGAGCAUCCCCUGGAGAAGCUGAAACGCGCGGCAGAGCUAGUGGAAUCUUUAAGAGCCGCCGAAGAGAGAGAGGAAAAGGAGCCCAUUCCGGAAAUGUUGGAGCCGCUGCUGCCCGCCCCGGAAGCUCUGCUGAAUCAGUUUUCGCAAAGGUGUCUCGGAGUGGUCAAUAGCAGUCCGUCUCGAUCCAGGAAGUUCUCGUUCGCGACGGCGAAUCAGACGCAAGCCGAAAAUACAGUGGACCUCUUGGCACUCGCGGCCGAAUUACUGCCCGCUGAUUUUAAUCUGCUGGCAGAGGCGCAGAAUUUAUGUUCCAAGACGCCUCCCGACGACGCCACGCAACCUCUACAAUCGAAAUCUCAGGAUGAAGAUCAGGAAAGUAGAACGGAGAAGCAAACUUCUCCGAUGACCAAGUCGAAGCAGCCAUUCGUGACGCCGAUACGAGGUCGAGCACAAUUUGCCAAUUCGAUACGAGGCGGCCCGGUGGGUGGAGGAGUGGGUAGAGGAGCUGAUCCUUUCCGGUCGAGGCCGCCCAACACUUCUAGGCCGCCGUCUCUUCAUGUAGACGAAUUUGUAGCUCUGGAAACCUGCGGAGCUCAGCCGACCGGCCCUACCGGCUACAACAAGCUCAGCAUUCGUGGCACGUGUCCGUCGCGCGUUAUCAGCAGCGGCACCAGAAGUCGACCUUGGGCGCAAGAAACUCGUCCUCCGUACCUUCGCUAAUUCAUUCGUCACAGUUCUUUCUGUUUUAUAUAUGUAUAUAUUUAUACAUAAAUUACGCUAAUAAUAAUGUACAUUUUUUUCUGAAAAA
Messenger RNA from Linepithema humile (Argentine ant), 4616 nucleotides. It is a transcript of the gene vir, whose product is annotated as VIR_N domain-containing protein. Gene Ontology annotation, molecular function: RNA binding. Lineage: Eukaryota; Metazoa; Arthropoda; Insecta; Hymenoptera; Formicidae. The record is from RefSeq and is a predicted model, not a curated record. Gene Ontology annotation, cellular component: RNA N6-methyladenosine methyltransferase complex.